Messenger RNA from Oreochromis aureus, 4160 nucleotides. It is a transcript of the gene rab33a, whose product is annotated as RAB33A, member RAS oncogene family. Gene Ontology annotation, molecular function: GTPase activity; GTP binding. Bases 52 to 891 code for a protein of 279 amino acids. Gene Ontology annotation, biological process: Rab protein signal transduction. The transcript has 4 exons. Lineage: Eukaryota; Metazoa; Chordata; Actinopteri; Cichliformes; Cichlidae. Gene Ontology annotation, cellular component: endosome; Golgi apparatus. The record is from RefSeq and is a predicted model, not a curated record.
UCCUCUUCUCGACACACGCACCCCGAUUUCCGCAUCGCCUCCUCCGGUAUAAUGACCAACGAUAGCCCGGAGGAGGAGACCCGAGCUCCGGGCGGCGGAGGAGGUGGUUGUGGAAGAGGAAUCGGUAGAAAACACCGAGCGGAUGACAAUGUGACGAUCCUGACAUCAUCCAUGGAUUUACACAGAGCCAGCCGGAGCCGAGCCAGCAGCAGCAACAAUGAUGCCGCCCCGAGCAUCACGUCCUCCGUGGAUCUGAGCACCUCCUCCCUAGAGCUGAGCAUCCAGACGCGGAUCUUUAAGAUCAUCGUCAUCGGGGACUCCAACGUGGGGAAGACCUGCCUCACCUUCCGCUUCACGGGGGGCAGCUUCCCCGAUAAGACCGAGGCCACCAUCGGCGUGGAUUUCAGGGAGAAGGUGGUGGAGAUCGAAGGGGAGACUAUCAAGGUGCAGGUAUGGGACACAGCAGGCCAGGAGCGCUUUCGUAAAUCCAUGGUGGAGCACUACUACCGUAAUGUCCAUGCUGUGGUCUUUGUAUACGAUGUUACCAAGAUGGCUUCCUUCCGCAACCUACAGACUUGGAUAGAGGAGUGCAAUGGUCAUCGGGUGUCUGCAUCAGUACCUCGAGUCCUGGUGGGGAACAAGUGUGACCUCGUGGACCAAAUACAGGUGCCCUCCAACAUGGCGCUGAAGUUCGCCGACGCCCACAACAUGCUGCUAUUCGAGACGUCGGCAAAGGACCCGAGAGAAAGCCAGAACGUCAACUCGAUCUUUAUGUCCUUGGCCUGCCGUCUGAAGGCUCAGAAGUCCCUGCUCUACAGAGACGUGGAGAGAGAGGACGGGAGAGUGCGACUCACACAAGAGACUGAGACAAAGAGUAAUUGUCCUUGUUGAGGAAAAAGAGGAGCGGGAGGCAUAGCGGAAGGGAGGGGAGAAGAGUAUCUCUACAUUUGAAGAAGGAAGAGGAAAAGGGAUGAUGGGCGAAAGACGAGAGUCAUUUAAAUUUGUAGUUUAGGAGAAGGAUGGAGGGGUGGGGGUGUUAAAGCUGAUACUAUGAGGUGGACGGUAGAGGGGCUUAAAGCUUGUGCAAAGGACUGAAAAAUCACCAACAUCCUGAGAGUGAUGCAUUUGUUAACAAUUCAGAAAUAAGAUGAAGCUGCCUUUUCAACUACAGUAAAGUUUAGAAAUUCUUCCACUCAUUUGCACAUAUAUACACAAUCUGAGUGAAAUCUAGUUUCUUAUGACGUCAGCGACACAGAGUCUCCACGCAAAGCUUACCCUGAAACCAGCCGUAGCUCGGUGUUUUCCAAGGCCAUUAUUAACCGCAGCAGCUUAUUUUACCGGCUGUUUUUUGCUGUCAGAGCUUAAUAUUUGUCGCAUUUCACCCUUGUUGUGAUUGCACCAUUUCUACCGCCUUAAAAGCUAAACAGCUGGCUCUAAAUUAGUUUUAAUGACCCACUGAGGCAAAAACAGCAAAGAUGUUUUAAGGAUUUAAAAAAGCAUUUAACAGAUUCUUUUUUUUCUGAGAAAUAUUAGACUUUUAUUGUCUCCCCCCCCCCCCUUCCAUUUAUGUUGCCUGAUAUCAGCCUAUCACAAGCCCUCAAAUGAAGGACUUAAAAUCAUUGUGAGAUUUAAAUGAAUGGAGAAGAUGACAGAUUGCAGGAUCUACAGAGGAAGACCUUGACGAGAAGGUUUCCUGCAAACGGGCCAUUUAUAGGUUGCCGGAGAGCAUGUCAGCUAUUGAUUUAGAAGCUGUGAGAUCCUUUUACCCUUGUGCAGGUGAAAGGCACUCUCUUACAAAGGGGAGGCAAGGCUCUUGUUCCUCAUCCACUCCUCAUGUAAAUGUAUCUUCUCCAUGUUGUCCCAGUGGCCUAAGCCAGCUUUGCCACUGGAUGUAAAUUCAAAAACAUCAAGUCUUUAAAAUAGCUGCCCGACUCUCUCCUGUUAUGCAGCAUCAAUGUUCUAAUAGGUAUUUUUCAAGCUAGAGGCCUUCUAGCUGCCUUAGAUGAAGCUUCACUGCCUCCAGUCUCUGAAAAUGCAGGAGAGAAAACUGUGAACCCUGUGUAGGUGAUGGAGAGGCCUUUGUGCUGCUGAACCCUUAAGCCUGGAUUAUUCGAGUCACUGGUGAAACUGGCAGCAUGAGACACUGUAGAAAGCCAUAUUUAAUAUUUCCUGCACACAGAGAGGCAGCUUGCUUUGCACUGAGGAAGCUCCCAUGUAGGCUGUGGGUGAAGGAACACACUGUACAUAAAUCAGUGUUUAAGCAAUGAAGCCUCUGUGUCACAAGAAACCAUCCAACAUCCCGACUGUGAUGUAUGUCAGUUUGAUAUAGUAGCACACUUAGCAUAUUUUACCACUGUAGCCUACUCUUGUGUGAUUCUAUUAAUGUAUCUGGAUGCCAUAUGUAGAAGAAUCAGAUCAGCGAGCAUUUAAGAGCGGCGUUCCCUCCAAGCUGACAGUCUGAUGUUCUGAUUAAAUUAUUCACAGACUAAAUCUGAACACUGUGCAAAUCCAGAGGGCUUCUGCCUGAGGUGUGCCAUGGUUUGGCGAUCUUUCAUACAGGUUUACGAACGGUGCAAAAGUCUUCAGCCACAAAUAGUUAUGAAAUAGUCCUAGUCAUUUCAUAGCAAUAAAAUGGUAUUUUUCCGCCACAAGGUGAUUCUUAAAGUGCUAUUUCGGCAUGGUGUGCAGUCUGCCCUUAAAAAAAUAUGAGGCAAAUGGACGAAUGGAGGCAGGUCUUAAAAGCUCUACUGCAGAUAUCUGAAAGUCAUUUCCUUAAGAAAUAGGCAAAAUCAACCAAAGACCCGACACAGGAUUUUCAGUUGAUCCACCGACUGUUUGCCAAAGCCUCAUCAGAAAUGGUUUCAGUGGAAAGGCAGAUGUCAAGAAGCUUCCUAAAGAAAGGAAACAGGGACUAAAAUGUGCCAAAUUACACAAAAGCUGUGAUAAAAAUCAGUAGAGACAGGUCUUAUUGACCGAUGAAUCCAAAUGUAACAUUUUUGGUGUAACUCAUUGUCAGCAGGCACAGCGGAGGCCAGGAGAAAUGGGCCCACCGUGCAAUACCAUCUGGAAAGCUCUGCUUGGCAAUUUCAUUUUUGAGCAUGACAAUGAUCCAAAACACACUGUCAAUGCCAUAAAAUUAGAAAUUAGAAUUGAUUAGAAAAACACACAUUCGUGGAUUGGCCUCCCAAGAGCCCAGACUUCAACCUUCCUGAAGCAGUGUGGGAUCAUCUUAGUUAAUGUAUUUCCGUGUAUGUGUGCACCUUUCAAAUUGCUACACCCAUUUUCCAUUUUCCUACCAAAAUAUAAAGAAAUGAGGGCCGGCUCGAGACUUUUGCACAGUUCUAACAGCAGGAUCGAACAGAACAGUGAAUCAAAUGACAUUACUGUAAAAUAUCAGGAAGAGCUCUGUUCAUUCUCCUUAUAUGGGCUAAUCUGUGACUUCUUUUGUUUGUUUGUUUAUUUGUUUUUAAUCUCCAUAAAUGGCAUCCACAGGUGCGCCUCAACCACAGCUGGGGAAACCACUACGUUCAGGACUGAUGGAGCGGUAUCCCAGGACAUAAAAUGUAAAAGGAAUUGUUCACCCCUUAAAUUUUAAUACAUUAACAUCAACAGCUUUGUCCAUCAGUGGGUUAUUGUAAGAAUGCUAAUUUAGUCAGUGUCAUACAAGUGGGAUGACUGAACAAGACUAAUGAGCAGAAAAACACUGUGGAAAAAAGAAAAAUGUGUCUGCAUUUCUGUUAGCAGAUUUGAAUAAAGCGGCAACUAACAUGGUUUCAAAUGAAUAGAAAAGAAAAUGAAGCUAUAGUUCGGUUGUUUUCACUGUCAUCAACCAAACAUAUAUAUCACUGUUUAUGAAAUUAUUCAGCAGUUUAUGUCAUUUACUAGAAAAUGUAACAUCGCUUAACAAAAGUUCAGUUUUAACCAUUUAAAACUGCAAAAUGUGCAUUUUUCCAGGUCGAAGAGUUGCAAAUAUAUGCUUGCCUUCUCUUUUCUCUAUAUCUCCAGUGUGUUUUCUAAUAUAUUUGUACUUUUUUGCAGUUGAUUUGUGUCAUUUUUAAUAACCCAUGUUUGCUCUUAAAGGGUUGCCUUGGCAUUUUGAUAUUUAGUCUGGUAUUAUUGUUUAUCUGCAAAACGUCUGUAUGUGGAAAAUAAUAAAUAUC